AUGGGCUUAGUCUUCCGAACGGCAACUCAGUCGGCUGCGCUCCUGCUCUCCCUGCUGGGAUGGGCUUUAUCCUGCCUCACAAACUACUUGCCACACUGGAAGAACCUCAACCUGGAGCUGAACGAGAUGGAAAACUGGACCAUGGGGCUCUGGAAAUCCUGCGUCAUCCAGGAGGAAGUCGGGAGGCAAUGCAAGGACUUUGACUCCUUCCUGGCCUUGCCAGCCGAACUGCAGAUCUCCAGGAUCCUGAUGUCCCUGUCCAAUGGGCUGGGGCUGCUGGGCUUGCUGGCCUCUGGCUGUGGCCUGGACUGUCUGAGGCUCGGAGAGACCCGGAAGGGUCUGAAGAGGCGACUGCUCAUCCUGGGAGGGACCCUGCUCUGGACCUCUGGUGUGAUGGUCCUGGUUCCUGUCUCCUGGGUGGCCCACAUGACCGUGCGGGAGUUCUGGGAUGAGACUGUGCCUGAGAUUGUGCCCAGGUGGGAGUUCGGGGAGGCCCUGUUCCUGGGCUGGUUUGCUGGUUUCUGCCUGGUGCUUGGAGGAUGUGUGCUUCACUGUGCAGCCUGCUGGAGGCCGGCUCCUCCAGCCUCGGGCCACUAUGCAGUGGCGGGACUAGGAGACCACCAGCAGCAUCUGGAGCUGAAACAAGCCAACCCAGAAAUCUAAGCCCGAGGGAUCAGUGGCAUCUCUGAUCUCACUCAGCUGGACUUGGUAGGCUCUCCUGCUAUAAUCACCGCUACUCACUGUGCUUUUGAUUUCUCUGAAAUGCAUACUUCCCUCCUGUGGCUAUCAUCCUCUUCAAAUACAAGUUCUCUCUACAACCGGGUAAAGAGCUUCUACUUCCUAUUCGGAGGCCAAGUGAGUCAGGACCUAUGGAUGGAGUCUGUCGCUACUGGGCAGA
This is a messenger RNA of Rattus rattus (black rat), 898 nucleotides long. RefSeq names its product claudin-22. The record is from RefSeq and is a predicted model, not a curated record. Gene Ontology annotation, cellular component: plasma membrane; bicellular tight junction. Gene Ontology annotation, molecular function: structural molecule activity. Bases 1 to 663 code for a protein of 220 amino acids. Gene Ontology annotation, biological process: cell adhesion; bicellular tight junction assembly. Lineage: Eukaryota; Metazoa; Chordata; Mammalia; Rodentia; Muridae. The transcript has a single exon.